AAGUGUAGAAUGGCGGGUGAGGAAAAUGAGAAUGAAGCCUCUGGAAGCGGUUGUAACGGUUGUUCAAGUGAAUCCUGUCAUGCUGGUCAGCCUAAGAAAGGAACAAGCAAAGCUCAGGAGGAAGCAAUGAUUAAGAAGUUGGGGCAACAGUUGAUGACAAUGCAGACAAAUAACAAGUCUAUACCAAAGAGCGAAGACGAGGCCAAACAUCGGAACUAUCAGUUCUGGUCCACCCAGCCGGUCCCUUCAUUCCACACCGACACGGAGGGUAAGAAUGGUCCAAUAGAAGAGGAUAAGCCCCUGGCUGAAGUACGACAGGAACCUUUCUCUCUGAUCAAAGGGUUCGAAUGGAGCAACGUAGAUCUCAACGACGAGAAGCAGCAGUCAGAGUUAUACCAGCUACUCAACGAAAAUUAUGUUGAAGAUGAUGAUAAUAUGUUCAGAUUUGACUACUCAGCUGCAUUCCUGAAAUGGGCACUGAGGCCACCAGGAUGGAGGGAAGAGUGGGCUUGUGGUGUCAGGGUCAGCACUAACAAGAAACUUGUGGCUUUUAUCAGCGCUAUCCCAGCUACCAUAGAGAUACACGGCAAAGAAAAGCACAUAGUUGAGAUAAACUUCCUGUGUGUCCACAAGAAGAUGAGAAGUAAGCGUGUAGCCCCGGUGCUGAUAAGAGAGAUAACACGACGUGUUAAUGCUACUGGUGUGUUCCAGGCUGUGUAUACUGCUGGGGUGGUCCUGCCUAAACCUAUUGCUACCUGCAGGUACUGGCAUAGAUCCCUGAACCCAAAGAAGCUGAUUAACGUCCAGUUUGCUUCACUGAGCAAGAACAUGACUAUGCAGCGAACUAUAAAGCUGUACAAACUACCUGAGACACCACGGACUCCAGGGUUCAAGCCUCUCGAGAAGCGUCACAUGGAGAAAGCCUGCAAAUCUCUCAAUGAUUACCUCUCUAAGUACAAGCUCCAUCAGCAGUUCUCAAUUGAGGAGUUCGAACAUUGGUUCCUACCGAGGAAGGAUAUCGUGUACAGCUACGUGGUAGAGACGCCCAACGGGGAUGUCACGGACUUUGUCAGCUUCUAUUCCCUGUCCUCAACGAUCAUGAACCACCCACAGUAUAAAAGUCUGUUCGCAGCCUACUGUUUCUACUACUUUAACGGAAGUUUGUCACUGAAAGAUCUUAUGUACGAUACCCUUAUUAUGGCUAAGAAAAACAACUUUGACGUAUUCAAUGCUCUAGAUCUGAUGGAGAACAAGCCCAUUCUGGAGGAUCUUAAGUUUGGUAUGGGUGACGGUAACCUUCACUACUACAUAUUUAACUGGGUGUGUCCCAAUAUAGAACCCUCACAAGUGGGUCUCGUCCUCCAAUAACCAUCUCAAGACCACCUCUAACUAGAUUUCUUACUGAACGGGGGAUUUACAGUGCGACUCUCGAAAGUAUUUUUCUAACUAUGUUUUUAGCUUUCUAUAAUUUAUUUGAUUUAAAGAGGGGAAGUAAAGAGAACUGGCAUAAUAUUGUGCAGGUGUGAUUAUGCCUUUUAAGGGCAUAUGUUUACCACGAAUUUGUCUAAUUCUGAAAUUCAUGCCUACAUAUAAGCUUUGUAUGUGCGUAUUCAACGGACUUAGGAUCUGCGCUGUGGCUUUGAAUUAUAUCAAAACCACAAAUACUGAGCACUUUUAUUUCUUUAAUAUCCAGUCAUUAGUCAUAAUUUGUCGAUUCACUGUUGACUUUGAUGAGAGUACAUUUUAAAGAAUUAAAAAUGCAGCCAUAGGGGAAUGAUGAAUAAAUAUGAACAUACUACAUCACAAUGUAGAUAUAGAAUUCAGGUUGAAUAACUGAAUAUUUAAUAAUUGCAGAGCAGACUAAAAUUAUAUGUUCCACGAAAGAUGUUUCUGUUUAUUGUGGAUUUGUUAGUUAGAAACUUGAAGAUAA
This is a messenger RNA of Bolinopsis microptera, 1930 nucleotides long. RefSeq names its product glycylpeptide N-tetradecanoyltransferase 1-like. NCBI's taxonomy places the organism in Eukaryota, Metazoa, Ctenophora, Tentaculata, Lobata, Bolinopsidae. Gene Ontology annotation, cellular component: cytoplasm. Bases 10 to 1368 code for a protein of 452 amino acids. The record is from RefSeq and is a predicted model, not a curated record. The transcript has 10 exons. Gene Ontology annotation, biological process: N-terminal peptidyl-glycine N-myristoylation. Gene Ontology annotation, molecular function: glycylpeptide N-tetradecanoyltransferase activity.